Messenger RNA from Aureobasidium melanogenum CBS 110374, 1053 nucleotides. RefSeq names its product GroES-like protein. The transcript has a single exon. Gene Ontology annotation, molecular function: oxidoreductase activity, acting on NAD(P)H. Lineage: Eukaryota; Fungi; Ascomycota; Dothideomycetes; Dothideales; Saccotheciaceae. The record is from RefSeq and is a predicted model, not a curated record. The coding region runs from base 1 to 1053 and encodes 350 amino acids.
AUGACUCAACAUCUCCAAAAUCAAGCAGCUUGGCUGAAUGAGUCAAAAGCGACUUUGGUGGUUGGUCCUGCUCCUCACACACCUCCUGGUCCUGGUCAACUGGUCGUUCGCAACGCAGCCAUCGGCAUCAACCCAAUCGACUGGCUCAAGCAAUAUUUGGGUGAAAACAUCCUCCCCCACAUUCGAUAUCCCACUAUUUUCGGCGAGGACAUUGCUGGUACUGUCGUCGCUGUUGGUGAGGGCAUCACCCGUUUCAAGGUUGGUGAUCGUGUCCUUGCCGUCGCCGGUCUUAUUCCUUCGAACAAUACUCCUGAAGGUGCCUUCCAACACUAUACCGUCGCCCGUGAAUGGCUGACUGCCCCUCUGCCGCCAAAUGUUAGCUUCGAACAGGGCUGUGUCCUACCACUCGCCCUGAUCGUUGCUAGUCUUGGUCUUUUCGCAAGGGACUACAUGGGUCUCGAGCUGCCCACUGUUCCAGCCCGCCUGAAAGAUCCAUUCAGACGCCGAGUCGUGAUCGUAGCAGGUGGUGCAUCUGCUGUCGGUGGAACAGCCGUUCAACUUGCUGCUCAGGCCGGUUACGAAGUCGUUUCUACCUCUUCCCCGAAGAAUUUCGAUCUCGUCAAGAGUCUCGGCGCCUCGCAUGUCAUCGAUUAUCACGACUCGGAUGUGGCAGACCAGCUUCUCGAUGCUGUUCGUGGCAGCGAACUCGUUGGUGCUCUCUCACUGGGUGACGGCACUGCAGAUUACCUGGCUACCGUUCUGAACAGCCACCAGGGCCCUGUCAACAAGUUCGUUGCACGUGCUGAGGGCAAGCAUAACGUUCCCGAGGAUGGCGAGGUUAAGGUCAAGUUCAUCUUGAUCUCACCUCCAGUCAUCGGCCCAGAAACUCCUCUGAGACCUAUCUUCGAGGACUACCUGCCCAAGGCCCUGGUAGGGCAAUUCAUCCCAAGACCAACACCCGAAGUUGUGGGUAAAGGUCUUGAUCAAAUCCAGGGUGCAUUGGAGACUCUUCGCAAAGGUGUUUCAGCCAAGAAGAUCGUUGUUCAGUUGUAG